Messenger RNA from Exophiala spinifera, 1164 nucleotides. RefSeq names its product N-acetylglucosamine-6-phosphate deacetylase. NCBI's taxonomy places the organism in Eukaryota, Fungi, Ascomycota, Eurotiomycetes, Chaetothyriales, Herpotrichiellaceae. Gene Ontology annotation, molecular function: N-acetylglucosamine-6-phosphate deacetylase activity. The record is from RefSeq and is a predicted model, not a curated record. Gene Ontology annotation, biological process: N-acetylglucosamine catabolic process. Bases 1 to 1164 code for a protein of 387 amino acids. The transcript is spliced from 2 exons.
AUGUCCGGCGAACUUGUAGCUCAAGAUCUCUACUUCAGUUCUGAAACAGGCAUCAUCACGCCCAACUACUACUUCCGAGAAGAUGGCGUGGAACGAAUAGAUAUGAACGGCUAUGUUGUUGCCCCGGGCUUUCUGGACUUGCAAACCAACGGCAUGCAAGGCAUCCACUUUACGCAGCUGGCCGGUCAAAAGGGCCACGCAGAGGACGAUGAACAGAAGCUCCAAGCUGUCAGUGAGAUGGAAAUAGCUCACGGUGUCACUGGGUGGUGGGCGACCGUGCCUACGGUUGCAAAAGACAGAUGGAAACAGAUCGUACCGACACUGACACCACGAGCCUUCUCGUCAGGAGCCGAGCUUCUCGGUGCCCAUGUAGAAGGGCCAUUUCUGAAUGAAUCCAAGAAAGGCGCACACAGUGCUCAACACCUGCAAAUACCGGCAGAGAUGUCGCUUUCGGAACUGUAUGGGGAUGCAAACCUCAAGGGCCCCAUCAAGCUGAUCACCAUGGCCCCUGAAUUACCUGGCUCAACUGCAUUGAUCGGUCAAUUGCAGGAGGAAUAUCCUCAUAUCGUGAUUUCCUUGGGCCAUUCGGCAGCCACAUACGACGAGGGCGUUGCGGCGGUGCAGAUUGGUGCUCGAGCACUAACUCAUGUGUUCAACGCCAUGAACCCGCUCCAUCACCGCGACCCAGGACUGGCAGGACUAAUGGCGACGGGAAAGUGCUAUUUCUCCAUAAUACCAGAUGGAAUCCAUCUUCAUCCUGCAGUGUUGACAAUGUGCAUGCGAACGGAUCCCCAAAAAUGCGUCUUCAUCACAGACAGCAUUGAGCUGGCCGGCUUGCUUGAUGGAGUGCACCCGGGCCAUGGACAGAUCCCGGGCAAUCAGUAUAAGCAAGGAAACAAGGUCACGAUUGAAGGCACAAAUACUCUAAUUGGUAGUUGUUGUACAGUGGAUGACUGCGUACGCAAUGCAGUGGCAUUCAGUGGGUGUAAUUUGGCGGAGGCUGUUCAGUGCGUGACUGAGAAUAUUGCAGAUAUGAUGGGCGAAAACAAGAGAGGGAAGCUGGAGCCAGGCCGGAGAGCAGACUUUGUGAUUCUGAAUAAGGACGGUUUUGUACAGGAGACUUGGAUGAGUGGAAAUCGAGUGUGGCCGGUGGUCUCCAGUUGA